Messenger RNA from Myxocyprinus asiaticus (Chinese sucker), 2614 nucleotides. RefSeq names its product TatD DNase domain containing 3 (gene tatdn3). The transcript is spliced from 10 exons. The coding region runs from base 148 to 948 and encodes 266 amino acids. Gene Ontology annotation, molecular function: hydrolase activity, acting on ester bonds. Lineage: Eukaryota; Metazoa; Chordata; Actinopteri; Cypriniformes; Catostomidae. The record is from RefSeq and is a predicted model, not a curated record.
CCCUCUAUCUCACACGAAACAACACAGUGAACAAGAUGACAUGUCAACAACGAGCAGUUUAAUAACAAAUUCAGUUUGAUUUAUUAUUUUGCAUUUAAAAAGAAAUGUGCUCAUAAUAUUUGCAAUGUUUUAAUAUAGAGCAAAGUCAUGGCUAGAGAGUUCAUUGAUUGUCACUGUCACAUGUCAGCAAACGAGUUUACACAGGACACAGAUGAAGUUAUUCAGAGAGCUAAAACGGCUGGAUUGAAAGCUCUGGUUGCAGUUACAGAGGGAGCCAGUGAGUUUGAGAAAGUUAUUCAGUUGUCAAAAAUCUAUCCUGGUUUUAUAUUCCCUUGUUUUGGCAUUCAUCCCCUUCAAGGAUCUGCGCAAGACUUGCGUAGUGUCAAGAUUCAGGACCUGGAGCCUUUCCUUCCUUUGUUCCAGAAGUACAGAGAUAAUAUUGUUGCAGUUGGCGAGAUUGGUCUUGACUUUACUCCCUGGUUUGUUCAUACUACUCAAGAGCGUGAUGAACAGAUAAAAGUCUUUGCAAAACAACUUGAAAAGUCUAAGGAAUUGGAUUUGCCAGUGAAUGUACAUACCCGCUCGGCAGCCAAGGUUGCCAUAGCCACAAUGAAAGAACUAGGGAUUAGACAAGCUUUAUUGCAUAAUUUUGCUGGGAAGACAUCGGUUGCCAUGGAAGGUGUUCAGGCUGGAUUCUGCUUCUCCUUUCCACCUGCUGUCAGCAAAAAUGAGCAGAGAGCAAAAUUAAUCAGACAAAUUCCACUGGAACACAUUUGCCUGGAGACAGACUCGCCAUCCUUGGGGCUUGACAAACAUGUUAGAAAUGAGCCCCAAAACAUAAUGAUCUGCUGUGAAUACAUUGCAAAUGUAAAGGGCAUCUCUUCAGAUGUGGUAAUGGAAGUUACAACACAAAACGCCCUCCGAUUGUUUUCUAAGUUAAAACCUUGAUUUGUUUUAUUUUCAUAAAGGAAUAUUCCGGGUUAAAUAUAAGUUAAUCUCAAUCAACAGCAUUUGUGCUAUAAUAUUAACCUUUGAUUACCUCAAAAAAUAAUUUCGACUCAUCACUGUCACUCCUUUUCUUUAAAAGCAAAUAUCUGGGUUCUGUUGAGGCACUUACAGUACAAUGUAUGUGAAUGGGGCCAAUUGCUGGAGGGUUUAAAGGCAGAAAUGUGAAGCUUAUAAAUUUAUAAAACUAACAUUAGUUCUUCUGUUAAAACUCAUGUAUUAUUUGAGCUGUAAAGUUGUUCCGUAAAGUUGUUUUAGGGUUGUCAUAGCAACGAAGAUGUAAAAUUGGCUAUAAAUUUACACAGAAGGGUAGUAAGUGAUUUUUUCACACUAAAAUCAUGUUAACAUGCAUAUUGUUUACGCCUUGUGGCUGUACUUUUGAAACAGUGAGUAUUUUAACCAGUGGCGUAGCCAAGGGUGGGCAGGCCCACCCAAAUUAGACCCAGGCCCACCCAGAAUAUCAGAGAUUAUUUUAGACUUCAAAUAUAUAUUUAUAAAAUAUAAAAAAAAAAAAGCAAAAUAUCUGAUUUCUGAAAGUGUGAAAGAACUGUUUGAAUGCGCCGCCUCUCUGUUUUUAAAGUGCACCUAUUAUGGUUUUUAAACAUGCCUAAUUUUGUUUUAAAGGUCUCAUACAAUAGAUUUACAUGCAUCCAAGUUCAAAAAACACUUUAAUUUGCUCAUAAUUUAAAUUGCAGCAUUACUUUUUUUUUGCCAGUGUCAAAAACAACUAAUUCAAUGAUCUGUUCUAAAGGAUUCAUUCUAAACUUCUCCUCAGAGAGCCUACUCUGCUCUGAUUGGUCAGAUGUCCCAGUCUGUUGUGAUUGGUCUACCGCUUACAGCGCAUGUCGGAAAGGAAACGCCCACUACCAUAUCCGAGUUUCAGCUCCAUCUGAAAAAAUUGUGUUUUACCUUAAAAAUUUGAGCCCAAGUCCGAUAGCGAUAUAUCGGAAGAUCAACCGAACCACCGUCGCAAGCACGACGAGAACAGGACGUUUCUCAGUGGUAAGUUUAUAUGUAGUUUGACAAUAACGUGAGUUAGCCGGUUAGCAGAGGCUAACAGCUAACAGCGUGUAUUGGCUGUACACGUAAACAGAACAGAGGCGUGUUUUUUGUUACCAAAUUACGUAGGUUAGUACAGGAAGUAAGUCUGGAAUUACUAACGACUCGUUUCAGGUGUUCAGAAUCGGUUCUUUCUUAUUGGAGUCAAUAACUCCAUUUGUCAUGCACUUUGAUUUUUGAAACUUUGCAGACUUUUUUACAUUCACAAACAGCUAUAUAACACACUAUAUGAAAGGUAAUAUUUGAAAAACCAUAAUAGGUGCUCUUUAAGGAAAAUUUGGCCCAUCCAUUUUUAUUGAGGCCCACCCAAAAGUAAUUUCCUGGCUACGCCCUUGAUUUUAAUGACUAUGGAUUGGCCCCAUUCACUUCAGUUGUAAAUGUAUCACUGUAACCUAGAUUUUUGUGGUAAUCAACAUUAUGCCACAAAUGCUGUCGAUUUGAGCUUUACUUGUAUUGUACCCGAAUGUUCCUUUUAAUUGUGAAAAUGUCCUUGCUUUUUUCAUUUAAAACUAUUUUAAAUAAUAUUAAAUAAAGCACUAUGUUGAUUAUA